UAUGUAUAUAUAUGUAUUGAAAUGCAGCAAUUAGUUUCACCAAAACCAUACUGCAAUUUUCUCAAACUUUCACCAUCUUUUUAUCCAACUUUAGAUGUCUCUCUUUUUUCAUUCAUUUUCAGUACAUUGCAUCUCCAGCAAAUAUACCCUCCUUCCAGAAAACCUUUUUUAGAUUUUUUGUACUCCAUUUCUCAACCCACAUUUUUUUUUCUUCAUUCACUUUUUCAUUAUAGUUUUUUUUUUUCCUGCAUAGUUUGUUCUUUUGCUAUGACCAAAACCAAAGACGUUUCUUUCUUGCCCUUUUAACUUACAUUGUCUUCUAUUUAUUGCACUUUGUGUUUUCAGUUUCGACUCUUCACUUUUCUUGCACCUUUAGUGUUAAAGUUCCUAUUUUUCCUGCUUAAUAUUUUAUUUCUCUCUAAUUUUGAUAAAUUAUUGUGUAUACUCUAUCUGGGUUUUGAAGCUUUGUCUUUUCCUUGUGCUUAUGUUAUAUUUCAUUGAGGUUUUAUUGAAGGGGUUUAUUACUUUAUUUGCAUAAAAUAAAUAGUCUUUUAACUCAUAAUGCUGUCUAUUUGUUUACUCUAUUGCUCAUAACACAUGCAUUGUAAAAGCCAAUGUUAAGUAAAAAUGCUUGAUUUAGUACUGUAUUGUUUGUGCAAAUCUAUACUUACUAAUUACUAUUCUUAAAGCCUAAGAAAAUUUAAAUCCUGGUAAAGUUUUGUUUUUUUGGCCAAAACUUUUGGUUGAGAAAUUAUGGAAGAGACAUUUGUUCCAUUUCGAGGAAUUAAAAAUGAUAUUCAAAGGAGAUUGAUGUGUUACAAGCAAGACUGGAUUGGUGGUUUCACUGCAGGAUUCAGGAUAUUAGCCCCUACGACAUACAUAUUUUUUGCAUCAGCAAUUCCAGUUAUUUCAUUUGGAGAACAAUUGGAAAGAGAUACAGAUGGUAUACUCACUGCUGUACAAACAUUAGCAUCUACUGCACUGUGUGGAAUUAUACACUCUAUUAUUGGAGGCCAACCUUUGUUGAUUCUUGGUGUAGCAGAACCAACAGUGAUCAUGUAUACAUUCAUGUUCAACUUCGCCAAAAACAGGCCGGAUUUGGGUUCAAAACUCUUCCUAGCGUGGACUGGAUGGGUGUGCAUGUGGACUGCACUCUUGUUGUUCCUACUGGCUAUCUUAGGAGCUUGUUCCAUCAUCAACAGGUUCACUCGUGUGGUGGGCGAACUGUUCGGCCUUCUUAUCGCAAUGCUCUUCAUGCAAGAGGCUAUUAAAGGACUCAUUCACGAGUUUCAUGUACCUGAUAGAGCAGACCCUGCAUCAACUGCGUUUCAAUCUUCAUGGAGGUUUGGAAAUGGCAUGUUUGCUUUGAUUCUUUCCUUUGGCCUUCUACUUACAGCAUUGAGAAGCCGGAAAGCAAGGUCUUGGCGAUAUGGAUCGGGAUGUUUACGCGGCUUCGUAGCAGAUUACGGUGUCCCAUUGAUGGUUCUGUUAUGGACUUCUGUUUCUUAUAUACCAGCUGGAAGUGUUCCAAAAGGAAUCCCUCGGCGACUCUUUAGUCCUAAUCCGUGGUCCCAUGGUGCUUAUGAAAACUGGACUGUCAUAAAGGACAUGCUGAAUGUGCCAGUUCUCUAUAUUAUUGGAUCAUUCAUUCCAGCAACAAUGAUUGCUGUGCUUUAUUAUUUUGACCAUAGUGUAGCAUCUCAGCUUGCUCAACAAAAAGAGUUCAAUUUAAGAAAGCCACCUUCGUUCCAUUAUGAUCUACUUCUUUUGGGAUUCAUGGUUAUAUUAUGUGGCCUAAUUGGAAUACCUCCAUCAAAUGGUGUCAUUCCACAAUCUCCAAUGCAUACCAAAAGUUUAGCUACACUGAAGCACCAGUUACUUCGAAACCGGCUUGUUGCAACCGCUAAAAGUUGUCUGAGCAAGCAAGAAAGCUUAGGACAAGUAUAUGGAAGUAUGCAAAGUGCUUACUGGCAGAUGCAAACCCCUCUUACUCACCAGGAACCGUCCACUCGGGGAUUAAAAGAGAUUAAAGAAUCAACCAUUCAAUUGGCAUCAAGCAUGGGAAGCAUAAUUACUGCAGUUGAUGAGUCAAUAUUUGAUAUUGAGAAAGAAAUCGAUGACUUAUUGCCAGUCGAGGUUAAAGAACAGCGAGUAAGCAACUUGCUUCAAUCUUUGAUGGUAGGAGGAUGUGUAGCAGCUAUGCCUUUCCUCAAAAUGAUUCCAACUUCUGUACUGUGGGGCUAUUUUGCUUUCAUGGCCAUUGAAAACUUACCCGGCAACCAGUUCUGGGAAAGAAUUUUAUUUAUUUUCACCGCUCCGAGCAGAAGAUACAAAGUUCUGGAGGAAUGCCAUGCAACUUACGUGGAAACCGUACCUUUCAAGACAAUUACAGUAUUUACGCUUUUCCAAACUGCUUACUUGCUCGUUUGUUUUGGUAUCACUUGGGUUCCGAUAGCCGGCGUUCUGUUCCCAUUGAUGAUCAUGCUUCUGGUUCCUGUAAGACAAUACAUUCUUCCCAAGUUCUUCAAAGGAUCACACCUUCAAGAUUUAGAUGCUGCAGAAUAUGAAGAAGUCUCAGCAUUACCAUUCGACCUAUCUGCCGAAGGGGAGCUGAGCAGGACUGCUUCCUUUGCAGAUGAUGAAGAGAUUCUAGAUGGGAUUACUACUAGAAGCCGAGGGGAGGUUAGACGAAUUUGCAGUCCAAAUGUGAUGAGCUCUACUGUAACACCAUCCAAAGAGUUCACAAGUCUUCAAAGUCCAAGGUUCCUAGAUAAAGUAUAUAACCCUCAGGUAAACCAACUAAAUGGAAACUCUAGGCCUAGAGGUGUAUGGAGAGGACCCUUUAGCCCUGGAGAAUGAGGAAGUGGUUGAAAUUGAACACUGAUAUACAGUUUUUGUUUGGUACUUAGGUUUAUAAUACAAGGGUGGCCACCAAAGGUGGCAAUGCUUCUUGGUUAUUUUAACAUCUGAAUGCUACAAUAUAGUUUAGUGCAGGGAUUGCAAGAAUGGUUUAUGUCUAUGGUUUGUUACUGAAUGCACUUAUGGAUGAAUUGACUUGUUGCCACCAUACCAA
Messenger RNA from Cicer arietinum (chickpea), 3073 nucleotides. RefSeq names its product probable boron transporter 2. The record is from RefSeq and is a predicted model, not a curated record. Gene Ontology annotation, molecular function: solute:inorganic anion antiporter activity. Gene Ontology annotation, biological process: transmembrane transport; monoatomic anion transport; monoatomic ion homeostasis. NCBI's taxonomy places the organism in Eukaryota, Viridiplantae, Streptophyta, Magnoliopsida, Fabales, Fabaceae. Gene Ontology annotation, cellular component: plasma membrane.